This is a messenger RNA of Lactuca sativa (garden lettuce), 1141 nucleotides long. The record is from RefSeq and is a predicted model, not a curated record. NCBI's taxonomy places the organism in Eukaryota, Viridiplantae, Streptophyta, Magnoliopsida, Asterales, Asteraceae.
AUGGAAUCUGAAUUUAUUGCAUUGGCUGCUGCUAGCAAGGAAGCAGAAUGGUUAAAGAACUUGAUUUAUGUGAUUCCAUUAUGGAUGAAACCAAUUUCGCCAUUAUCUAUCCGACGUGAUAGUCUUUCUAAUCAUAGAUGGUACAUGAAUAAAAGAAUCACCUAUAUGAUCGUGAAGUAUAGCCGUACUUCAAAGAGCUUGGGACUUGGCUUUUAUACGAUCAAGAAUGGAUUGGGACACGACUUAAAAAUCAGAAAUCAUAGGGAUCAUAUUUAUAAUAAAGCACAGCUGGUGGAAGCAUCUGAUAAUCCUGAAACACAAGCUGAAUAUGAAAAAGAAAUAUCUCCAGACUGGUGGGGUAACAAAUUUGGAUUUGUGUCUGGAGGAUUACUUGGAGCACAAUCCAAGAGAAAGAAGUCUAACAGCACAUCGAAAAUCACUCAAAAUAGUAACAAAAGGACUGCAUUUUAUGAAGAGGAUCAAGAGAAUCUUUACAAACUUGUACAAGAUAAAGCAACUUCUGGAAAACAGGGACUUGGUAUAAAGGAUCGCCCAAGGAAAAUAGCAGGGGUUUGCUUUCAAGGGACAAAAACCUCUUUUAGCGACAGUGAGAGGGAGGAGUCUGAGUUGGAAGAUGAUCAUUCUUUAAAAAAACAAAAAAUUGAUGAUGUGUCGGAAUCAAAAGUGAAGCUAAAGAAACUUUGUAGAAAGCUUCUUAGCCAGGUACCUGAGAAAUCAUUGAAGCUUAAAAAACUCAAAGCUCUAAUCGAUGAAAACUCUUCAAUUUUUUCCAAUUUCUCUUCAAAGAAGGAUUCUCUUGAAUUUUUGAGACAGAAGCUUGAACGAAGUGAAAAGUUUAUUAUGGAAGGGAAGAGAGUUAGUCUCUCAUCAAAAUGAGAACAAAUCUUUUUGGAGAAUUUCAAAGUGUAGAGUUUUCUAAGGCUUGUAAUCCUAUCGAGUUACACAAUUGGAUUUGUUAGCAGGUAAUUAAUAUUAUUAUUCUUAAGAGAAUAUAGAUUUGAAAAUUUUGAACACAUCCAUUUAGGGAAUUUUAAUGUGUCUUAUUUUAUUAUUAACAGUUGUACCCUUUGUCAUACUUGACUUAAAUUAUGGAAAUAGAAACUUUCGGGAAAUAGAAACU